AUGACCCUGAAGUGCAAAGACAAUGUGAAAUCAGCGGUGUUCCUCGUGACUGCAUGCACCAAAUCUACUGUGAUGCUUGGACUAUUGGGUACGAUGAAAGAUGGGGCUUUGAUGUAUUGGAGAUCCGACGAAGACGAUUCUCAAUAUUCUCAUCCUUUAGAUUUCUGUCCUAUUGUUGAUAUGAAUGCUGGUAAGGUUAUUUCGAUCGAUAUCCCGCAAAGGAGAAGAAAAGUGUCUAAGCACAAGCAUUCUUCAUUCCACCCAAAGCAUGUCGCUGAAAAGUUUGGUACUAAGGAAAACCCAACUGGAUUCAGACAAGACAAUUUCCCAAUUAACAUCACCCAACCAGAAGGUGUGUCUUUCAACAUGCAAGGUAAUGUUAUGAACUGGUCCAAUUUCAGUUUCCAUAUUGGGUUCAACUAUCGUGAAGGUAUUGUCUUGAGUGACAUGACUUACAAUUCUCAUGGUCAAGUUAGAUCACUUUUCCACAGAAUUUCUCUUUGUGAAAUGAUUGUUCCUUAUGGUUGUCCAGAUUUCCCCCAUCAAAGAAAACACGCUCUUGAUAUUGGUGAGUAUGGUGCUGGUAACUGUACCAAUCCACUUUCCUUGGGUUGUGAUUGUAAGGGUGUUAUUCAUUAUAUGGACGCUCAUUUUGUUUCGGCCAAGGGUGAUGCAUCUACUGUCAGAAAUGCCAUUUGUAUCCAUGAAGAAGAUGAUGGUCUUUUGUUCAAGCACUCUGAUUUCAGAGAUGAUUUCCAAACUACUGUUACUACCAGAGGUAAGAAAUUGAUUAUUAGUCAAAUCUUCACUGCUGCCAAUUACGAGUACUGUGUUUAUUGGAUCUUGAGACAAGAUGGUACCAUCAAGUUAGAAAUUAGAUUGACUGGUAUAUUGAACACUUAUAUUUGUGCUGAUGAUGAAAAGAUCGGUCCUUGGGGAACUAUUGUUUAUCCAAAUGUCAAUGCUCAUAACCAUCAACAUUUGUUUUCGUUGAGAUUGCAUCCAAGAAUUGACGGUGACAAUAACUCUGCUGCUACUAGUGAUGCCAAGCCAUCUCCUUACCCAACUGGGUCUCAAGAAAACAUGUAUGGUAAUGGUUUCUACUGUGAAAAGACCACUUUCAAGACUGUCAAGGACUCCUUGACUGAUCUUGAUGCCAGUACUGCCAGAACCUGGGACUUGUUUAAUCCAAGUUCCGUCCAUCCAUACUCUGGCAAACCAGCUAGUUAUAAAUUGGUGUCCACCUUCUGUUCUCCAUUGUUGGCCCAACCAGGCUCCUUGGUAAGAAAGAGAGCCCCAUGGGCCGAACACCAUGUUGAGGUUGUUCCAUAUCAAGAUGAAGACCACGGUUAUGGUCGUUUAUACCCAUCCGGUGACCACGUUGCCCAAUGGAGUGGUGAUGGUUUAAGAGGUAUGAGAAAGUGGAUUGGUGAUGGUAAGGAUAAUGUGGAUAAUACCGAUAUUGUUAUGUUCCACACUUUUGGUAUCACUCACUUCCCAGCUCCUGAAGAUUUCCCAGUCAUGCCUACUGAAAUCUUUGAUUUGCAAUUGAGAGCUAGAAAUAUCCAUUUGGAAAACCCAGUUCUUGAUGUUAAGCCUUCAUAUGCCAAGACCACUAGUGAAGUUAAGGCUAAUGCUAAGGGGUAUGAUUCAUGUUCUCUCAAUGUUGACAAGACAUCUAGAUUGGCUUUUGAGUCGAAGAGCUGCUGUUCUAAGAAGUAA
Molecule: messenger RNA, 1722 nt
Organism: Spathaspora passalidarum NRRL Y-27907
Lineage: Eukaryota; Fungi; Ascomycota; Pichiomycetes; Serinales; Debaryomycetaceae
Gene: AMO1
Product: Amo1p
Exons: 2
Coding region: 1-1722 (573 amino acids)
Biological process (GO): amine metabolic process
Molecular function (GO): quinone binding; primary methylamine oxidase activity; copper ion binding
Source: RefSeq, a predicted model, not a curated record